Molecule: messenger RNA, 504 nt
Organism: Loa loa (African eye worm)
Lineage: Eukaryota; Metazoa; Nematoda; Chromadorea; Rhabditida; Onchocercidae
Exons: 4
Coding region: 34-504 (156 amino acids)
Source: RefSeq, a predicted model, not a curated record
GUUUCCUGGAGUGAUUGCGCCCAACUUGGCGGAAUGGAUGAAACACUUAAUAAGAUGAUUGAAGCAGAGCCAAAUGCCAUAAUGAGCCAAGUGUUAUCAUUGGGCUUGGAAGCGAUGGGAACAGGACGAUCGAUAAGAUUAGAUGAUAAUUAUCAGAACGAUUUAAAACAACUCCUAAAAGAUGCAUCUAUGCAUGGCACUACAUAUGAGAAGAAUCAUGCAAAUGCUAUUUACAUGUUUGCUAAUGAUAAAAUGAUAGCAGCAUGUGAAGAAUGGGAAAAAAUUUUAAAUGAAAUACCAAAUGAUUUAUUAGCAUUAAAAUUUGCGCAUGAUGCGUAUUUUUAUUUGGGUGAUAAGCAAUCAAUCCGUGAUAGUAUUGCCCGAGUAUUCCCGAAAUGGAAAUCAACAAUACCAUGCUACAGCUAUCUUCAUGGUAUGUAUGCAUUUGGCUUAGAAGAAUGUGAACAAUAUGAUGAAGCGGAAAAAUAUGCUAAAAAGGUUUAA